Caenorhabditis sp. 36 PRJEB53466 is the source of this 1863-nucleotide messenger RNA. Lineage: Eukaryota; Metazoa; Nematoda; Chromadorea; Rhabditida; Rhabditidae. The record is from the annotation of a GenBank genome assembly.
AUGAGUGGAUUGGCUCCCGACGGACUGCCCAAAGGAAACAAAGUUUGGGCGGACGGAUGGUGAGCAGCCCGAGAGAUUCAGAUUGACGGAAAAACAGAGAGUUUCAGCUACGAUAUGGUCCAUUUCGGACACGCGAAUCAACUGAGACAGGCCAAACAGUUCGGACAGAGACUGAUCGUCGGAGUGCACAAUGACGAGGAGGUAUUUAACUGGGGGAAUGAGAGGGCGCCAGCGAAAACGAGUUGAAUGCGCAGAUUCGUCUCCACAAGGGACCUCCGGUGUUCAACGAACAAGAGCGAUAUCGGAUGGUGGCGGGGAUAAAGUGGGUGGACGAGGUGGUCGAAAACGCGCCGUACGUGACCACUGUGGCCACUCUCGACAAGUACGGAUGCGAUUUCUGCAUUCAUGGAGGUUCCGAGCUUUCAGAACUUCUGAUAAUUGCCAAUUCAGAUGACAUCACCCUGACUGCUGACGGCAAGGACACUUAUCAAGAGGUGAAGGACAAGAAGCGGUACAGAGAGUGCAAGAGAACGUGCGGAGUGUCGACGACGGACCUCGUGGGCCGGAUGCUUCUGCUCACAAAGAACCAUCACACUCAGGACGAACACAUCGAGCAGCACGUCGAGAGAGCCCGUUCGUUGAGCACGGUGAGUGAGGUGCCCGUCCAUUCGGCCACAAACCCGAUCUGAAUUUUAGGCAAUAAUCGAAUACAGCACGGUACGCGCCGCCCGUCUUUUCCCUUUCCUUUUCAAAUUACCGAAUUUUUCUAUUUAAUCGCUAGUAGAUAGAUUUAGAUUUCGCAAGACAACUGAUUGGUUUCAGGACAAUGUGGCGAUGUCUCCGUGGACUCGAGUCUCCCGAUUCAUUCCGACCACCACGGCCAUUCUGGAGUUCGCGGAAGGAAGACCUCCGAAGCCGACAGACAAAGUGGUUUACGUGACUGGAUCCUUCGAUUUGUUCCACAUCGGGCACUUGUCGUUUCUCGAAAAGGCGAAGGAAUUCGGAGAUUAUCUCAUCGUUGGAAUUCUUUCUGACCAGGUAUCUAAGUUCUCAUAUAUUUUCUGAUUGAUUAUCUCUGAAAUUCCGUUCAGACUGUCAAUCAAUACAAAGGAAGCAAUCAUCCGAUAAUGUCGAUCCACGAGAGAGUUCUUUCCGUCCUCGCUUACAAGGUUUUCUUUUCGUCUCUUUCGCUCCAUCUCUGCUAUUCGUUCUUUUCCAGCCUGUCAACGAAGUUGUCUUCGGAGCACCGUACGAAAUUACCGGCGACAUUCUUGAUCAGUUCAAUGUGCAGGUUUGUCUUCUCCACUUACUUUUCUCUGUGACGGCGAGAUAGUGUGCGCGGCGAGGAGGGCCACACACAAAACAUAGUGGGCGGCGAAAGUAGGAAAGUGUCGGCUGCUGCGUUGCAAUGGGUUGGAGUGGCGGCCGUGAAAAGACAGCCUCUGGCGCUGCUAAUAGCCAGGCUCAAGGCGGGCGAUGAUUGAUAUAUUUCCCACACGCAAUUUCGUCUGAACGUCAAUGAAGGUUAAACUUCCUUGGACGUCUGAGCCGCCUCAAAGUCAUUGAAAAGGAACUUGUCCUCAAACUAUUAGAAAUCGGGAGUGAGAACUGUUUCAGGCGGUAGUCAAUGGAUUCCGUGACCGCGACUCUUCGUUAGUUCAAUCGCCACCAAGUGACCCGUUCGCUGAAGCGAAACGUCGUGGAAUCUACCACGAAGUGGAUUCUGGAAGUGAUAUGACCACCGAUCUCAUUAUCGAGCGGAUCAUCAACCACCGUCUAGAAUACGAAACGAGAAACAAGAAGAAGGAGAAGAAAGAGGCGGAUGUCGCAAAGGCGAUGAACUUGAUCAAAGUCGAGGAAUAG